Linum trigynum is the source of this 3514-nucleotide messenger RNA. The record is from the annotation of a GenBank genome assembly. Lineage: Eukaryota; Viridiplantae; Streptophyta; Magnoliopsida; Malpighiales; Linaceae.
CAUGUUCAACCAAACAAACCAAAAAAAGAACCCUAAUCUGCAAAUUCUACAUCAAUCUCGUCCAGUUUCUUUGUGAAAAGCCGUCUGUUUGCAACUGGAUGUUGCAAAUUGGGGUUCUUGAAUUCAUACCUGACGCUCGCGUUGCUGUCAAGUAUCCUACUUUGGUGCUUUUUAUUAUCCAAGUAGUUCGAGGUUUCCGAAUGAGAGCAUUUAGCGUCAAGCGGUUGAGUUCAUCCUCUGCCGCACUUCAUUAGUUCAAUUGCUGCAGCAGUGAGCUACUGGCGAAGGCCUGCAAGAUACAAUGGCUGAUUUAUCGCUUCAUUGUUGCAGUCGAAGAUGCUGAUCCUCUGGGAACACCUGGAAUUGGAUUGUUUGUGUUUGUCCGUACUUAACGCAGGAGAAGCAAGGCAAUAGCUUUCAGUUCUGCAGCAGCUUAUGGGGUUGCUGCCAACACUUUGUUUCAGAGCAAGUUUCCAGUAGCUUCUCAACAUGGUUGGCCAAUGGCUGAUUCUUAUAGCUUUUAUCCUUUACGCGAGAAGUCAACUAUCCAUCUGCCGACUUCAAACGCACAGCUCGCCUAUGGAGAUGAUGAGGUAUAGGACGGAGCUAUGUUCUUAGUGCAUGCGGUCAUCUUCUUCCCCGUUGGUAUUGAAGGGCAUAUCCAUAGCUGAAAUACAGAGGUUUAUACCUAGGAAGUGGAAAGAAAGUGCUAAGCUACAGGUGGAUAAUACUGUGGUGGAGGCUCCAAUUCGCCAGAGUUAUGCUAUUAAGGAUGGGCAUAUCAUGUUGAGUUUCUUAGUAAGCUGUCUUAAAGAUUACACAAGCCAAGGAAAUGUCUCCAAAGCAUUCGAAACAUUCUCUUUGGUGCAGCGCCAUGCUCGGUCCUUUGCAGCUUGUGACUCUCUCGUACAUUCCAUCUCUUGUCUUCUCUUCUCUUGCACCGAGCAGAAAUCGGUUUGCCAAGGUAGGCAGCUCCAUUCCCAUGUCAUCUCGUUGGGUUUGGAUCGACAUCCUGUUUUGGUUCCAAAGCUUGUUACUUUCUACUCAAAUUUCGAUUUCGUAGUUGAUUCUCAUUCUAUUGUUGAGAAUGCAAAUAUUAUGCACCCUUUGCCUUGGAAUUUGCUCAUAUCUGCUUAUGUUGGCAAUGGGAUGUAUCAAGAGUCUCUUUCUGCCUAUAAACAGAUGGUGAGUAAAGGAGUUAGACCAGAUAAUUUCACUUAUCCGUCUGUUCUGAAGGCUUGUGGUGAACUGUUGGAUCUCCCUUUCGGAAGGGAGGUUCAUGACGCCAUUAAUGCUAGCUCUCAUGGAUGGAGUUUGUUUGUGCAUAAUUCCUUGAUAUCCAUGUAUAGUAAAACUGGGGAAUUGGAAGUUGCCCGUCGUUUGUUCAAUGAAAUGCCGGAAAGGGAUGCAGUGUCAUGGAAUGCUAUUAUUUGUGGUUAUGCAUCAAGGGGCUUGUGGAAGGAAGCAUUUGACAUAUUUGAGAAAAUGCAGUUAGAAGUUGAUGACAUAACCAACAUAACAUGGAACACUGUGGCAGGAGGUUGUUUACGUGGUCGGAACUUCUUAGGUGUCCUUUACCUGCUCUCUAAGAUGAGGUAUUAUGUUAAUUUGGAUUCAGUAGCACUUCUUAGUGGUUUAAGUGCUUGUUCCCAUAUUGGAAGCCUUAAAAUAGGAGCUGAGCUUCAUGGAUUUGCGAUUCGCAGUUGUUAUGAUGGAUUUCAUAAUGUCAGGAAUGCCCUAAUUACCAUGUACUCAAGGUGCAAUGACCUGAGGCAUGCUUAUAUUUUGUUUUCUUCGAUGGAAACGAAGACUAUUGUUACUUGGAAUUCCAUGAUCUCUGGCUUUGCCUAUCCCGGUCUAUCUGAAGAAGCAUCCUUAGUAUUCAGAGAGAUGUUGCUUGCUGGGGUUGAACCCAAUUAUGUUACUAUUGCAAGCAUCCUUCCCAUGUGUGCUCGAAUUGCGAAUCUAAGACACGGGAAGGAGUUCCAUUCAUACAUUCUUAAACGUCUCGUUCAUAAAGAUUGUCUAUUGCUAUGGAAUGCCCUGGUUGAGAUGUAUGCGAGAUCUGGUAAGCUUCCAGAAGCUAAAAGGCUGUUCGAUUCAAUGACCACGAGGGACGAGGUGACCUAUACCUCACUAAUCGCCGCUUAUGGGAUUCAGGGAGAUGGACAUACUGCACUGAAACUAUUUUAUGAAAUGAAUAGGUACAAGAUCCAACCAGACCAUGUUACCAUGGUCGCGGUUCUUUCAGCUUGUAGUCACUCAGGUCUGGUAACUGAAGGGGAAAUGUUGUUUCGAAAAAUGUCUAGUAUGUAUAACAUAGUUCCUAGAUUGGAGCACUUUGAUUGCAUGGCUGAUCUCUUUGGGAGGGCUGGGUUGUUAAAUAAAGCCAAGGAGAUAAUCACGACUAUGCCUUACAGUCCAACACCUGCUAUGUGGGCUACACUCCUAGGAUCAUGCAGGAUUCAUGGAAAUAUAGGUAUGGGGGAAUGGGUGGCGACGAAAUUAUUGGAGUUGAAGCCAGAAAAUUCGGGUUACUAUGUCUUGGCUGCUAACAUGUAUGCUGCAGCUGGCUGUUGGGAUAAGCUAGCGAUGGUUAGAACUUUGAUGAGGGACUCUGGUGUGAAGAAGUCUCCAGGGUGUUCCUGGGUUGAUGUGGGUUCUGGGUUUAGGCGUUUCUUGGUGGGAGGUACACCGGAACAGCAUGCCCAUGAGCUGUAUCCAUUAUUGGACGGGAUGACAGAGCUAAUGAAAGAUUUAGGUCAUGAUUCAUCGUCGGUGGAUUUUAGCUCUGAAGAUGAAGCCCUACAGGCAGCUGGAUGAUGUUUUCUUUCUUCCAACUGCAGAGGGAUGUUGCAGUUUUUUCAGCUCUCAUCCACCAGGACAACAAUAGUUUCCAGAAGAUGCCAUCCUGGUACUUUCAGCUGCAUGUGAAUGCAUUUGUGUUUACAGUAAUGCUAUAUCCUCCUGUGAUUCAGUUGCAUGAAGGGGAAUUUGUCUUGAAAUAGUUCCUUUGACAGUUGAUUUCGUCACAAGAAUGGGAGGUUUCGCAAUGGAGGAUGGUUGAGUUCAUUUCAAGCUUCUAAUGAAAGCUUGGUCUGCUGUUUUAGCUGCUCGUACUAGCAGUGGAGGAACUGCAACAGGCAAGUAGCAUUCUGCACAGCCAUUACAUCAGGUUUUUCAAUCUGGCCUCCACUGACCAGCUUACAUCUUUCCUCACAGGACUUCGAAUCUCCUGUUCGGUCUCUGCUUUUGUUGGCAAACUAGCCAGCCAAAUGCACCAGUAUAGCAAAGAAUGGUACUCUAGGAACCAUUUGAUGGAGAGGAGAAAAGAUGGCCAAUACUACCUGACAGUAGACUGCUGACUGCUCUUCAACUAAUGGAACACGACUUGGUUGGUGAUUGAUCCCUUGCUGGGAAGGAAUCUGGUGGUGGGAUGGUGUUGUACAGAAGAACUUUUGGCCUGUAAUUUGGCUGGUGUAGAAAAUGUACCAAAGAAACGAUCCCUAGAAGC